This is a messenger RNA of Anthostomella pinea, 780 nucleotides long. Lineage: Eukaryota; Fungi; Ascomycota; Sordariomycetes; Xylariales; Xylariaceae. The record is from the annotation of a GenBank genome assembly.
AUGGCAGAACCACCGAACCCAGACCAACAGCUCCAAUCCGAAGCCGAAGCCGAAGCCGAGGCGCAGUCACAGUCGCAGUCGCAGUCACAUUCAGAAGCACAAUUACAACCAACACCACAAGAAAACGACAUAGAUGCAGCUGCGCCGACACAAUCAGCGUCCCCGCCGCUGCCCCCGCGCCACACGGCACUGACGCCUGGCCCGCGCGCGUCGCGGUUCCAGGACGUCCUGGAGUCGAGCCUGGCGCACACGCUCAGCAAGCUCACCUACGAAAACCUCGCCUCCUGCUACCCGACUCUCGCCGUCGAGGCGCCGAAAGUGCUGCGCGGCGUGCAGGAGAGAUUGGUGCUGAAGCUGGGCCAGAAUUGUCGGGAAAGCUUCGAUAAAGUCAAUCGCAGUCGCGAUAUCGUUGCCAAGCUUAACGAGCUUGAAACUCUGGUCAGCGAGGCCGAGCGCAGAAGGGACGAAGCGGGUGAGAAGGGCGCCGAGGCCCCUAUACCUCCGCACAUGCUGCCGGCAGACGAGGUCUUGGCCGCACACCUAGCACCGCAUCUAGCAUUGCAGCAGUCACAACUCAACGCCAAACUGCAGACGACACAAGCACACAACGCAAGGCUGUUUGAGGAGAUACAGAAGCAGCGCGCCGAGAUAGAGUCUCUGGUCGGCUUCUUGGAGAAGGCAUUCGAGGACAUCGACGGCGCGAGUCACAUGAUGGAUGGUGUCGUCGAUGACCUGGCCAAGGAGACCCGCAUGAUAGAAGUUGAGAUGGCUGGGUCGUGA